Larimichthys crocea (large yellow croaker) is the source of this 5967-nucleotide messenger RNA. RefSeq names its product zinc finger, MIZ-type containing 2 (gene zmiz2). Gene Ontology annotation, cellular component: chromatin. The record is from RefSeq and is a predicted model, not a curated record. NCBI's taxonomy places the organism in Eukaryota, Metazoa, Chordata, Actinopteri, Sciaenidae. The transcript is spliced from 21 exons. Bases 570 to 3233 code for a protein of 887 amino acids. Gene Ontology annotation, biological process: regulation of transcription by RNA polymerase II; protein sumoylation. Gene Ontology annotation, molecular function: SUMO ligase activity; zinc ion binding.
GAGGAGGAGGAGGAGGAGGAGGAGGGACAGGAAAAUGCCUUUCUCUGUGGGAGACAUCAGCCCUGUGUGAUCUCAUGAAUAUAUUAUAGCGGGGGUCAUUGUGCAAUGAGGAAGGUGCAGCGAGCCUGCCAGGUUACGGCCUGAGGAGCUCGGCUGCAGCUCGGUCCGUCACACCGUCACUCGGCUUCAAGGGUUUGAGUUAGUCAGCUGAUAACACGGUUUACACGGAGGUUUACAAUAAAUAACAGCAGGGUUAUAUUUGUGUUAGUUAGUUUAGAGGCUGCUGGCUGCGGUUCCCGCUCCACGGUUCCGUUAAAUAUGAUAUUAACGGUUUAACGGACGCGACUGCGACACUAGCUACCUAGCCGGCUAAGCUAAGCUAAGCUAGGCUAGGCUAGGCUAGGCUAGCGGGCUCAGGCGGAGCUCCGUCCGGCAGCUGGAGGCUGAAGACGCAGAAACAAGCUUUUUUUUUUCGCUGCAACAUAUCUGCGUUUUAUUCCCGCGGCUCGGGCAGGGCUGCUGCCUCUUAAGGACAGUGGGGGCUCUCUGAUGAUCCCCACGUCCAUCCGAUGAACCCCCUCAACUCCAUGAAACCCUCCCUGCCUCCCAAUCCACAAAGCAGUGACGGCCCCUUCCUAAAUGACCCAGUCUCCUGGCAACCAGGCACCAAUCAGCACGCAGGAUCUCUCUCUGUAGUAACCACAGUGUGGGGCGUGACCAAUCCCACACACAGCCAGGUGUUCGGUGCCCCCAUGGGUCCGGGUGAGAGCUCUGGCGGUCAUAUGAUGCCCGGUGGCAGCCCUGGUAUGGGUCCUGGCAUGGGCUCCCAGUUCAUGGGCCAGCAGUCGUACGGGGAGGCCGUCUCUAAAGGUUACGGCCAGCCGGUCAUGUACGGACGUCCCAGCGCUGCUUACAACCCAGGCUCAGCCUACGGUGGAAGUUACCCCGGUAACAGUGGAGGCGCCGGUCUGGGCGUUCGCCCGCCCUCAGACUUCACUCAGGCCGCCGCUGCCGCUGUCGCUGCCGCCGCCGCCACGGCAACUGCCACCGCUACGGCAACUGUUGCAGCAAUACAGGAGAAACAGAACCAGGAGAUGAACUAUGGGCAGAUGGGUGGAGCAUCCUCUUACAGCACCCAGUUCCUGUCUCAUUCGGGCCCCCGUGGCCCUCCUCCAGGAAUGGUCUCUUCCAGGCCGGGACCUCCACCCACAGGCGGAGGCUUGUAUCCUUCUCACCCCGCCCAGGCUCAGAAGAUGCCCCAGCACGGAGGUUAUCCAGGCGGACAGCAAGGGCUCAAACGGCCUUUUCAUUCAGAGGGUUUUCCAGUGCAGCAGUACGGCUCUGGAGGGAUGUCGGGGUAUCCGAACCAGCCUCUGCAGUACCCCGCCGGUCCACAGCAGCGAUGCGCCCCCUCGCCCUCUUACCCCUCCAGUCGGAUGCCCCUCAUGGGACAGUACAGUUCCGGAUCACACAACCCAGCACAGUUCCCGCCCGGAGCCGGCCAGCCCAAUCCUCCACAGUAUUACAAGUCAGAGCCGUUCAACGGUCAGGGCAGCCUGCCAUCUGGAGGAGCGGGAGGAUACAAUGCUUUCACACAGGCUGCAGUGAGCGGGCCAGGUCGGGGCGGAGUGAUGCCCGGGUAUCCCAGCUCUCCGAUGGGAGGGAAUCCCACGCCUCCGAUGACACCCGGGACGUCCAUACCUCCCUACCUGUCCCCAGGCCAGGACACAAAACCCCCGUACCUUCCACCGGACAUCAAGCCCAACAUCAACACCCAGCAGCCCUCCACAGGUAACCCCAGCGACGACCUGCGUCUGACUUUCCCGGUACGAGACGGUGUCGUGUUGGAGCCGUUCAGACUGGAGCACAACCUGGCCGUCAGUAACCACGCCUUCCAGCUCCGAGACUCCGUCUACAAAACGCUCAUGUUGAGACCAGAUCUGGAGCUGCAGUUUAAGUGUUACCACCACGAGGACCGACAGAUGAACACUAACUGGCCGGCCUCUGUGCAAGUGAGCGUCAAUGCCACUCCUUUGUGCAUUGAAAGAGGCGACAACAAAACCUCCCACAAGCCCUUGUACCUAAAACAAGUGUGUCAACCCGGACGUAACACCGUGCAGAUCACAGUCACAGCCUGCUGUUGUUCCCACCUGUUCGUGCUGCAGCUGGUCCACCGGCCGUCCGUCAGGUCUGUCCUGCAGGGUCUGAUGAAGAAGAGACUCCUGCCGGCCGAGCACUGCAUCACCAAGAUAAAGAGAAACUUCAGCAGCGGCACCAUCCCCGGGACUCCUGGCCUGAACGGAGAGGACGGCGUCGAGCAGACGGCGAUCAAAGUUUCUCUCAAAUGUCCGAUCACGUUCAGACGAAUCCAGCUGCCGGCCAGAGGCCACGACUGCAGACACAUACAGUGUUUCGACCUGGAGUCCUAUCUGCAGCUUAAUUGUGAACGAGGGACGUGGAGAUGUCCUGUGUGCAAUAAGACCGCUCUGCUCGAGGGGCUGGAGGUGGACCAGUACAUGCUCGGGAUUCUUGUCUACAUCCAGAACUCUGACUACGAGGAGAUCACCAUCGACCCGGUGUGCGGUUGGAGGCCGGUGCCCGUCAAACCGGACCUGCACAUAAAGGAGGAGCCCGACGGCCCGGUGCUGAAACGCUGCCGAACGGUCAGCCCGAGUCACAUGGUGCUGCCUAACGUGAUGGAAAUGAUCGCCGCUCUGGGCCCGGCGUCGUCCCCCUACCAGGGUCUGACCGCAGGGGGCAGGAACACCCCCGACUACAACCGGCCAGGGAGCCAGGGAUUCUCCAGCCAAACCGGGUUCACAGACUUCCCCAACACUCCCGGCACCCCGACACUCGGAGAGUACGCCUCCUCUGGACCGCCGCCUCCACUCCCCUACCAGUCCGAGCAGACGUCUCAUUCUGGACGAAUCGAACACGCCCAUAACCUCCUCCAGCAGCAGCAGCACAGUUCAGGCGUUCACGGUAAUCAGAGUCUCGGCGACGCCGGCAGCCCGCUGCCGCAGCGGAACGCCAAUACCCAGAGUUCCCGGCUGCAGAGCGAAGGCUCCUUCGGGCUGGGAGGCCCGGGAGCACCCGGAGGAGAGGGAGCCGAUCAUGCACUAGAUCUUCUUCCCGAGCUGACCAACCCGGACGAGCUGCUGUCCUACCUGGGCCCGCCCGACCUGCCCAACAACAGCAGCGACGACCUGCUGUCUCUGUUCGAGAACAACUGACCGCCUCCAACGUCUUCGUCAGCGACGGUCAUCUUCCAGUCCGGCCUCUCGCUCUUCUGUUUGCUGUAGCUCUGCCCUCAUUGGUCAGAAGACGGCAACCGUUCUCUGUCGGCACCCACUACUUUAUGUGUGUGUGAGUGUGUGUGUGUGUGCGAGUGUCUGUGUGUGCAUAAAUGAGUGUAUCUUUGUGUUUUUUUAAGUGUCCUGCUGUACUUUAAUUCAUUCAGUGCAGUAAACAGGAAGAGGAGGGAUCACACGUCAUGAAGGCACUGACUCUGCAGACCAGCAUUUUAAAAACUAUAGCACAAAGCAGGCUGAAGGAUUUAAAUAUACAGUAUUUAAUUUAUAGAUUUUAUUCACUGACAUGGAGAUUAAUGGAAGCUGGGAUGUGUUCAAGGACGCGUUGAUACAGCGGUUUCCCGACACAAACACACAUUUCUACUGUUUUACCUCAUGAUCCAAAUAUAUAACCAUUAUCUCUGUUGAGUUUCUCAUAAUAUUUAAAUAUUUUAAAGUGUUCUGGUGUCGUGGAGCAGUCAGGGCUCAUUCGCCGUCUGCUUUAAAGGUCCAGUGUGUCAGAUUUAUCUACAGAAUAUCAUAUUUAUAACUUCUCAUUAGUGUUUAAUCAGCUGAGACUUUAACAUCUACAAACCUCUUCUAUAGGUGUUUCUACAGUAGCCCAGGAUGGACAAACUAAACACUAGCUGUAGAUGGGGACUGUGGCGCAUGUUGGCGACGGGUUUGCAACCAGCAACUUUACCCGUUAGACCCCGUUAAAUCCUCCACACACUGGUCCUUUAAGUUCACUUUCACAAACGUCUCUGUGCUCCUGAUGUGGCCUCCCGGAACCGCUGCAUUAAAGGUCGUGAUAUUUUACAUUUCUCUUCUUGUCAACAACUCUUGACUUAAAAAGAGUUUGGAAAGGUCGCUGUAUCUUCGUCAGACGAAAGAGGGGAUUUGUUAGGGACUAUUUCCCGCGGUGGAUGAAUCUACGUUUGAGUCAAGUAUAACACUUCGUAGUGUAAACAGACAAGAACUUGAUAGAGACAGCUGAAGAGUAACAGGAAUGUGGAGAGAGAUGAGGAACGACAUGCAGCAGGUCGGAUUCGAACCCUGGGCUGCUACACGGGGCAGAUGUUCCACCAACUGAGCGAAUCCCCAGAUUAUUCUUCUUUACCGAAUUGCAACCGUGCAGACGUUAUUUGACCACCAAAAUAUAAAUAUUAAACGUGUACAACUUAUAUUUGUAUGUUGUGGUAUUCACCUCAACCGCGUCAGCUCCAGCAGCUUCCUCGGCUACGUAGCGUCCGGCGUUCGAAACCAUCCAAACUCAUUUUGACAUGCGUGAACUCACUUACGGACCUAAAAUCCAUCAAUUUUCUUCCAAAAAUCUGGGGUCGGGUCACAAUGGCAGCAGGUUUAUCAGAGCGUUCCAGCUCCUCCUGCUGGUCCUGAGGGGUUCCCAGGCUAUAGAUGGGUGAUGUACUCCCCUCCAGCGGGGUCUCCUCCCAGUUGGACCUCCAAAGAAAGGCGCCUUGAACCGCCUCAGCUGGCUCCUUUCCGUUCUACUAAGUGGCCGAAAUGAGCUUCCUCCACUGACCAGCUCAUUUCGACCACUCGUAUCCGCGAUCUGCCCAAAGCUCAUGACCGUAGGUGGAACGUAGACGGACUGGACUCGAGUAUCUGGUCGUUUGUUUGACAAUAAGAGAAAUCUAAAACUUCAUCGGACUUUUCCCGUAAUACAUGAAGAUGUAAGAUAAGGGCAGUUAAACUAAACGUGGUCUCAUUUUUUUUUUUGUUUCUCUCUGUGCUGAUCAGUCGGGCGACGAAGUGAAAAGACGAAGGGCGACCUCGCGUUUCAAACAAAGAAAAAAAGAUGUACUAUAGACUUUUUUUGUUUUCUAACAUGAAGUUGGGAGAGCGCGCUGAGGUUCAUUGUAUCUCUGACAUCCUUCAGCACUGUGAAAUAGAAGGAAAACUCCCGCCUCUCUCCCUCUUGUUGGUUUCUACCCUCUUUCUGGGUAUUUCUUUUUUUUUCCAAGCAUACUGUAAAUGAGUACAGCUGUGUGUCGUGGCAUUUUCUGCCAUCUGAAAGUUUGUUUUCCAUCAUUUGACACGUAUAACCCAUCAUGACGCGGGUUCAUGUACUGUAUAAUCAACUUGUUUUCAUUAGAGAACGUGUGUGUAUCAAAUGAAAUGUUAAUCAUGGUAAUUUUAAUGUUAUUAGUUGGGUAAUGGAUCAUCGUUGGCACUGUAUACAUACUGUAUGUUAGAACAUUACGAAGCAAUUGUAAAAAAAAAUAAUAAUAAUCUGGCGUAUGACGGGAAACGGACGGUCAGCUGAUGUCAUCGAGAAAUGCAGUUAAACCUGCAGAAAUGAUUCUUCGUACCACUUUUUAAAGCUGACGUCUUUUUCUACGACUGAACCCUUCGAGGUCCCGACAAGGCAGCAAAGAAAAUAAUGCCAAUUGAGCGACACGAUAACGUUAUAUUUGGGGAAAAUUAUGGACUAUUUAACUGCAAAAAUUUGCUAGAGAGAGAAGAAGAAGAAAAAAAAAAAGAAGAGGUUUUUUUAAAUAUGUAAACUAUUCCACAUAUUUUGUAACACAUUGUAAUUGCCAUUAUUUUCUAUUUAUUUUUUAAUCAUAACCGUCAUUGUACCUGCAGUUACCUUUUUGUCCCUUUCCUGAAUCUCAGAAUCAGAAUUAAAAAUCACUUUAUUUGACAAAAAGAA